Linderina pennispora is the source of this 2445-nucleotide messenger RNA. RefSeq names its product N-terminal acetyltransferase A, auxiliary subunit. Gene Ontology annotation, biological process: N-terminal peptidyl-methionine acetylation. Bases 154 to 2445 code for a protein of 763 amino acids. Gene Ontology annotation, cellular component: NatA complex; cytoplasm. Gene Ontology annotation, molecular function: protein-N-terminal amino-acid acetyltransferase activity; protein binding. The record is from RefSeq and is a predicted model, not a curated record. The transcript has 5 exons. NCBI's taxonomy places the organism in Eukaryota, Fungi, Kickxellomycota, Kickxellomycetes, Kickxellales, Kickxellaceae.
CAAGCAGCAGCCCUUUUUCUGUAAAGCUCCUCCUCAAUUCUGCGUCCUUCUCUCGUGCCAUUUGUAGACUUGCAUCAGGCGUAUUUUUCCUCUUUUUCUUGCUCUUCAUUUGCUGACUCCGCCGCCGCCGCUGCCGCCGCCCAUACCAGACAAAUGCCGCUCCAAAUUUCUCAGCUCCCGCACAAGGAGCAGACGCUGUUCCGAUCAGCUCUGAAGCUGUUUGAGGUUAGACAAUACAAGAAGGGGUUGAAGACCGUCGAGCAGAUCCUGAAAAAGUUCCCGCAACACGGCGAGUCGCACGCAGUGAAGGGUCUGUUUUUGGCCAAUCUCGAUCGCAAGGACGAGGGCUAUGCGAGUCUGAGAAAGGGCCUGGAAAUCGACCCCAACAGCUCGCUGUGCUGGCAGAUCAGCGGCCUGGUGCACCGCCUCGACGCCAACUACGUCGAGUCGUCCAAGAGCUUCGCCAAUGCCUUGAAGACCGAUUCGGAGAACAUUCAGAUCCUGCGCGAUCUGGCCCAGAUGCAGGUCCAGCUGCGCCAGUUCGACCAGCUGGUUGAGACGCGGCUGAAACUGGUCAAGGUCAACCCGGGUGACCCCAUGUUCUGGCUCGGGCUGGCCGUGGCCCACCAGAUGAACAAGCGCAAGUGGAAGCUCAACGUGGCUGCCAUGCUGAGCAAGUCUGAGUUCAGUGAGCUGCUUCUGUACAAGAACUGGCUGAUGGAGCUCAACGGCGACUAUAACGACGCCCUGGACAACCUGAAGGAGAUCCACAGCCGCAUUGUCGACAUUACCGCGUGGAAGGUCCAGAAGGCCAGGCUGCUGCUCCAGGUCGGCCGCAAGGAGGUCGCUGCUGCUGCCUACCAGGAUCUGAUCGAGCGCAACCCGGACAAUAACGAGUAUGUGCGUGGGUAUCUGUCCUGCAAUGGCCUGGAUCUGGCCAACUCGGCCGACCACUCCGCCAUCAUCGAGGUCCUGGAAAUGCUGGAGGAGCAGUUCCCGCGCUCCAACUCGCUCAAAUUCCUGCCACUGACCUUCUGCGAAGGCGAUAACUUUGCUCGUGCUGCCGACAAGAUGGCCAAGCAUGCGCUGCGCAAGGGCAUCCCAUCGCUAUUCACCAGCUUCAAGAGCCUCUACAACGACGCAGCCAAGAGCAAGGCACUCGAGGAUCUCUUUGAAAAGUACCACGGCGCGAUCAGCAGCUCGAAGCGCUUCGACAACUCGACCGCGGAUGAGCCCGAAUCGGCCUUGGUCUGGAUCCUGUUCUACCUGGCCCAGCACUUUGACUACCACACUGACUACGAGCGUGCGCUGAGCUACAUUGAAAUGGCCAUCUCCAAGUCGCCCGAGACCGUCGAGCUGUUUAUGGUCAAGGCCAAGAUUCUCAAGCAUGCCGGCGACACGCAGAGCGCGCGCGACACGAUGGACGUAGCCCGACAGAUGGACAUCAAGGACCGCUUUGUCAACUCGAAGACUGUCAAGUACAUGCUGCGCAACAGCGAGGUCGACGAGGCAGAGAAGACCAUGGUGAUGUUUGUGCGCGAGGACGCGCCGCACAAGAUCCAGGAGAUCGUCGACAUGCAGGCGAUCUGGUACAUGCAGGAGCGCGGCGAUGCCUACAACCGGCUGGGCGAUCUGGGCCGUGCGCUCAAGCAGUACCACCAGGUGCAGGUGUCGUUCGACGCGUAUUACAACGACCAGUUUGACUUCCACCAGUACUCGCUACGCAAAUUCACCAUGCGCUCAUACGUCGACAUCCUUGCAGUGGGAGGACACUCUGUACUCACACCCGGUUUACACUGCCUCGGCCCACGCCGCCAUCAACCGAUCCCGGCCUCAGACGAGAACAAGCGUGUGACGCGCAACGGCACAUCCAAGCAGGGCAACCACACCCUAUCCGCUGGCGUCGGCGAGGCCAAGCCGGCGGCUGUCGACAAGGACCCGAGCGGGUCCGAGUACGUCGAAUCCGCAGACCUGCUGGCCGACGGGCUGAAGUUUGUCGAAGCGCUGGAGAAAUUUGCUGGCGACCAGCCGCAGACCCAUCUGUCGGCAUUUGAGGUGCAUCUGCGCAUGAACAAGUACUUCCUUGUGCUCAAGGCGAUCAACGCGCUGAAGACAGCCGACCCCGCCCACCCGGCCCUGAUCCCCUGGCCUAAGAGCUACGGUGCCUUGAGCGGCCUCGACACCUACAUGACCGAAAACGCUGCGUCGCUGCCCCACGUGCUGGCCGCUUGCCAUGCCCUGCUGGCCAUGGACGCUAAUGCGAACAAGGAACGCGUCAAGGCUGCCAUGCUGUCGGCUGCGGCUCCGGAAUUCGGCAGCGCUCGUACUAUUGAAAGCCUGCUGGCCGCCAAGGCACUGGCGAUCAAGGCUGGGGCUGAGCCGAGCGAUAUCGACAAGUUUGCGGUGGCUGCCAAGCAAGUAUACCCGAUGUCUAGCUGCUUCUAA